AUGAUAAAUAUAACGAGAUCUACUACUAUUACCUCUGUCAUUGGUAGAAAAUUAAUUUUAAAUAAUGUAUAUAGUAACAGUAGUGGUUAUUGUAUCAAUGGUUAUUUUGGUGUGAGAAAUUAUAGUACAGAUGGACAAAAAGGAGGAAAUAGUCAAUCAAAAUUCGAACCUUCAGAUUAUUUUAAAUCACUAUAUGAUUUAUCAGGUGAACAAUUAAAAGCUCAUGCAGAAUCUACAGGUGCAAAAUUGGAACAAGGAAAACAAAAAGAUACAAACUAUUCGAAUAUGUCGUUCGUCGACAAGUUGAGAAUCAAGGCAAAGGCAGGUGACGGUGGUUCUGGAAGUGUUCACUUCUUUCGUGCUAAAUAUAUACCGGAGGGUCCACCCGAUGGUGGAAAUGGAGGUGAUGGUGCGUCAGUUAUUGUGCGUGCCAAUAUGAACGACAACAAUCUUUCUCAUCUCUCUCGUAACUAUGUCGGUGAGAACGGCGAGAAAGGAAAGGGUGGAAAAAAGACAGGAAAGAAAGGAGAGGAUAUCAUUCUAUCGGUUCCACCUGGAACCAUCAUCAAAGAGGUGGAAUUCUACUAUGAAGGCGAUGAGGAGUUGGGUGAUGAUGCCUCGACGAGACCUACAACCAUUGAUCCAAGACUAGACAAUACAUCGGAUCAAUUCGAUGCCGAUUACUACUUGAAGUCGUUGAACAGUCCGUUUAUCGAUGGAAAGACAGACCAACAGUUGUUCUCAGAGGCAGCAAUGGGUAUGUCUGAUGAUAAUUCUAAGAAAAAGAAACUCUGGAGAGAAGUUCAAGUGUUGGCCGAUAUGAAUGAACCAGGACAAGAGUUGGUUCUACUACAAGGUGGAAAAGGUGGAAAAGGUAAUUUUAAUUUUGCAACUGGAAGCAAUCGUUCACCAAACUAUGCUCAGAGCGGAACACCUGGUGAGCAAAAAUAUUUGGAAUUCGAACUGAAGAUCAUUGCCGACAUUGGAUUGGUUGGUUAUCCCAAUGCAGGAAAGUCAACGCUGUUAUCACGUGUAUCCAAUGCCAUACCGAAAAUCAGAAACUAUCCGUUCACAACACUCCGUCCCUACGUUGGAGUAGUAGAUUUAAAUACAGAGGCUGAACACAAGCCAGUGAAACUAUCGAAACGACCAAGAAAAGUAGUCGAGGAUCAUCUUAAUACGACGACCUUGGCGGAUCUGCCCGGAAUCUUGGAGGGUGCACAUCUCAACAUUGGUCUGGGUCUCGAUUUCCUCAGACACAUCGAGAGAACCAAAGUACUUUGCUUCGUUAUUGACAUGUCGAAUGAAGGUGUUCCUGCGAUUUGGGAUGGUAAGAAGCUGCGCGUGAGACCGAAUCGCUAUGCCAAGUACAGAGAUGACGAAUCAUCGCUGAAACGAGUCACUGAAACCAUUCGUAAUCGUUCAAGAGAAAUAGAAAAGCGGACACCUUGGAACGAUUACAUAACAUUGGUGGAAGAGUUGGAAUCAUACUCUGAAGGUCUCUCUGAUAAACCAUCGGUUAUCAUUGCCAACAAAAUGGAUCAACCAUAUGCACAAGAUCAUUUAGAGGAAUUCAAGAAAUUACUCAGUCAUAUCAUCAAACCAUCGACCGUAAUCCUACCGAUAAGCUCAACCGAGUCUGAUCAAUCAUUUACAGAACUAAAGAAAGCCUUUAAACAAUUAGUUAAAAGUGUAAAUUAA
This is a messenger RNA of Heterostelium album PN500, 1701 nucleotides long. It is a transcript of the gene gtpbp5, whose product is annotated as Obg family GTPase. The record is from RefSeq and is a predicted model, not a curated record. Lineage: Eukaryota; Evosea; Eumycetozoa; Acytosteliales; Acytosteliaceae. The coding region runs from base 1 to 1701 and encodes 566 amino acids. Gene Ontology annotation, molecular function: magnesium ion binding; GTP binding; GTPase activity. Gene Ontology annotation, cellular component: mitochondrion. The transcript has 2 exons.